GCAAAUUCACCCUGACAACUCCAUCUUCCCUUCAUACAUACUACCCAAACAGCACACUUUAAAGUAACAUAUUUGUCUUUUUUCCAACCAGACCCUUGUCUACUACUCCCUUAGACGCCCUUUCUUCUCGCCCACACAAACACACAAAAUGUUGGAAGCACGACUCGACCAAGCCUCCCUUUUCAAGAAGGUGGUCGAUGCGAUCAAGGACUUGGUGCAGGACUGCAACUUCGACUGUAAUGACACUGGCAUUCAACUCCAGGCUAUGGAUAACUCCCACGUUGCUCUCGUGUCCAUGAUGCUCAACGCCGAAGCCUUCUCUCCUUUCCGCUGCGACCGCAAUAUCUCUCUCGGUGUGAACCUCACAUCUCUCACCAAAGUUCUCCGUGCUGCCCAGAACGAGGAUGUCCUUACACUCAAGGCUGAGGAUGGCCCUGAUGUGCUGAACCUCCAGUUCGAGAACGUCGAGAACGACCGUAUCAGCGAGUACGACCUCAAGCUCAUGGACAUUGACCAGGAGCACUUGGGUAUCCCCGAUACCAAGUACGCUGCCACUAUCAAGAUGCCCUCGAUGGAGUUCCGACGUAUCUGCACAGAUCUCAUGGCUAUGUCAGAAUCAGUCAUGAUUGAAGCUUCCAAGGACGGUAUCAAGUUUUCAUGCAACGGCGAUAUCGGCAAUGCCUCCGUCACCCUCCGAAGUAACACCAAUAUGGACAAGCCCAAGGAAAACGUUGAAAUUGAGCUGGAGGAGCCCGUCGCCCUUACAUUCUCUCUCAAGUAUCUUGUCAACUUCUGCAAGGCUGCCGGCCUGUCCGACCACGUCAGCAUCUGCCUCUCCAACGAGGUCCCUCUGUUGGUGCAGUAUGAGAUCUCUGGUAGUCAAAGCCACCUCCGAUUCUACCUUGCUCCUAAGAUUGGUGACGAGGAUUAGACGACUGCCGUUAUAUAGUGCGAUACUGUCCUGCUACAUGAAAACGAGCUUGGCGUUUAUGUUUAAAAGGAUAUGGCCGGGUGGUUCUGAAGGAGCAUUUACAAUAGGAGAAUAUGCAAGGAAUAAGGAAGGAUACCAAGAGUUUCACCUGCUCAAUCAGAGCCUUGUUUGUUAGGUCUCUCACGAGGCAUGUGCGAGUGGUGGUGGAAUUGAUAUGAAUAGGUUAGAUAGGAAGAUCGAGGAGUGUCGACCGACCAGUGUUGACGAUAAUGAAACCAUAC
This is a messenger RNA of Fusarium graminearum PH-1, 1212 nucleotides long. RefSeq names its product proliferating cell nuclear antigen. Bases 149 to 931 code for a protein of 260 amino acids. The transcript is spliced from 3 exons. Gene Ontology annotation, molecular function: DNA polymerase processivity factor activity; DNA binding. The record is from RefSeq and is a predicted model, not a curated record. NCBI's taxonomy places the organism in Eukaryota, Fungi, Ascomycota, Sordariomycetes, Hypocreales, Nectriaceae. Gene Ontology annotation, cellular component: PCNA complex. Gene Ontology annotation, biological process: leading strand elongation; mismatch repair; translesion synthesis.